UUUUUAUUAAAACCUGGUCUAACAAGUCACUUCUUUUAGUCACUACGCUUCUUCUUCUUCUUCUUCUUCUAGUUUAAUGGCUUUUUAGUUUUUAAUUUUUAACCAUUAAUUGUUAGUCUCUACAAAUCCCAGUACCCGAAAUCAACUUGACGGGUCAUCUAAAGACCCGUUUUUGCCAUCUGGGUCGAGAUUGAAAGUUGAAGAAACUUUUUUCUUUCGAAAACCUUAUGGAUUAGCGGUGAUUAGUAAAAGAAAUGAAGAAUGCGGGUACUGAAACUAGUGGCUCUGAGUUGCAUUUACGAUGUGGGGCUUGGUUAGGUUGACUUUGUCGUAUUUCUUGCUUUGUUUCUUUGUAUUUAUUAAUGUGGUCUUGUUGAGGAGUUCGGACUUCGGAGUGAGUGUUUUUUUUUUUUUUUUUCAUCAUGGCUCGGCGUCAUGGAUGGGAACUUCCGGCACACACGUUUCAGGUUGUGGCUAUAACAGUUUUUUUCUUGCUCUCUGUUGCAUAUUAUGCCUUUUUUGCCCCCUUUCUUGGAAAGGAAAUCAUCUAUGAAUAUGUGGCACUGGGUGUUUAUUCUGUCUUGGCACUCUCUGUAUUUAUUCUUUAUGUUCGAUGCACUGGUAUUGAUCCUGCUGAUCCAGGAAUUCUGCUUGAAGGGAAUGCAUCUUCUAUUGAAGAACCCAGCAAGGUAGGAUUAAAGGAUGGAGGAAACUAUAAUAGGCAUGGCUCGAGUUAUUGUUCAAAACUUGGAGGUUUCUUUUGUGGUUUUCUUGUAAGAGAAGAUUGCUACAAAGAUGAUCUUCUUCAACAACAAUCCGGAGAUGAGGAUGCUUUAUUCUGCACAUUGUGCAAUGCUGAGGUUCGCAAGUUCAGCAAACAUUGUAGGAGUUGCGACAAAUGUGUCGAUGGAUUUGAUCAUCAUUGCCGGUGGUUGAAUAACUGUGUGGGGAGGAAAAAUUAUAUCACAUUUGUGUGCCUCAUGGCAAUGAGCCUUCUUUGGCUUCUUGUUGAAUGCGGGGUUGGCAUUGCUGUAUUUGUCCGAUGCUUUGUUGAUAAAAAGGGGAUAGAGAAUCAGAUAUCUGAAAAACUUGGAGAUGGAUUUUCCCGGCCCCCCUUUGCUAUUGUGGUGGCCUUAUGCACGGCAGUUUCUUUUCUAGCCACUGUGCCUUUGGGAGAACUAUUCUUUUUCCACGUGAUUCUGAUCCGAAAGGGUAUUACAACAUAUGAGUAUGUUGUUGCCAUGAGAACACAAAGCGAACCGCCUGGACCGUCUUUAGAUGGUGGUGAUCAACAAAGUCUGGCAUCAUCGCCGACUAGUUCUGCUGUGACUGCCAUAAGUGGAAAAAGCUCUCUUGGAAUGGGCUUGCAAUAUAAAGGUGUUUGGUGUACUCCUCCAAGAAUCUUCAUGGAGCACCAGGAUGAAAUUAUACCACAUCUGGAGCCAGGACGCCUACCAUCCACAGUGGAUCCAGAUGCGGUGCAGUCAUCUGACAUGGGGAAAAAAUUAGGCCAGCGUCCAGUCCCAGUCCGAAUCAGUCCAUGGAAACUUGCUAAAUUGGAUUCUAAUGAGGCAAUUAAAGCGGCUGCAAAAGCUAGAGCAUCAUCAUCUGUGCUUCGUCCAGUCAGUUCUCGAUCUCAUCCAUAUGAUGCUGAUCUUUUAUCCAGUAGCAAUGUGAGUGGAAGAAGCAGUCCAAUCAGUACUGAUCAAGGGUUUCACAACAGAAAUGCUAGAGCUGGGACAUCAAAAUUAUCUCCUACCAAGAGCUCAUAUCCACCCAGUCAUGCCAGCAAGGAAGAUACUGAAACAUGCCAUCAUAGUAACAGUAACCUUAGCAGUCCUCAACUUUCCAACAUUACACCUUCACCAAUGGAGCAGCGGGUUUCAAACAGAGAUCAUUUGAAUCCCAUUUAUCAAUCAUCAGCAGAUCAAUCUCCUCGGUCAAUAACACAAAGCGAACAGAUUGAAACUGUAGUUCACGAGAAUUUGGCACGAAACCCUGUGAGAAAUAUCAGCUCGGGUCUUGCUGAAAACAUGGGAUCUUCAGUCUUUUGGGAUCAAGAAGCUGGGCGUUUUGUUUCCUCAUCUUCCAGAGGUAUUGGAACGGAGCUAUUAUACACAGGUCCAUCCAUAUUUUUUGGCGGUCCUGUUGUGAAUGAACCUGCAACCAGCGGGACAAGAAAUAGCAGCUCAGCAGGUGCUGGCCUAAAUAGAGGUUCCGCAGCAAGUUAUCAGCAGGGUAGAUCACAGAGGGGUGGCCAGCUUCCUGUAUUUGUUCCAAGUAAUUCCCAACAAAACCAGUUCUCGUCUAGAUUUCCUCGACCUAGCCACUGAUUCCUUUUUCUAGGUACAUAGAGCUAGAUCCAGGAUUUUUUUUCUUCUCUUAUUUUUAUUUUUUAAACCUUUAUGUGCAGAUGUUGAAUUUCUGUUCCAUAUUGCUAAUCUGUGGGCUAACGCUAUCACCAAUUCACCCCAAGGGUAGUGAUUUCAGUUUUUAA
Molecule: messenger RNA, 2497 nt
Organism: Quercus robur (English oak)
Lineage: Eukaryota; Viridiplantae; Streptophyta; Magnoliopsida; Fagales; Fagaceae
Product: protein S-acyltransferase 21
Exons: 10
Coding region: 423-2333 (636 amino acids)
Biological process (GO): peptidyl-L-cysteine S-palmitoylation; protein targeting to membrane
Cellular component (GO): endoplasmic reticulum; Golgi apparatus
Molecular function (GO): protein-cysteine S-palmitoyltransferase activity
Source: RefSeq, a predicted model, not a curated record